AUGGAAUCUCCUCACAUGUAUGAAAACAGCCAAACGGAAACAAAUAAGAAAGUAAUAAACAGUUCGAACAACAACAAUAACAAUAACAACAAUACGAACAAUAAUAAUAACGGCAAUAAUAACAGCAACAGUGCGAACGGUAACAACAGCACAAGCAACGCCGCAGCACCGAACGUCAACAACAACAACAACAACAUAAAAUUAAACGUGGCCAACAUAAAGCAAAUACAAAAUGCUUUAUACGCGAAUCAACACGGCGAAUUGACGGAUUUAAAUUCGCCCGAAAUCAGUUUGGACCUACAAAAUUUGAUUGACGAUUCGCAAUUCAACGAAGGGAUAUUUACCGACAUUUUGGAAGCGAGUGGAAAAUCCGUACAAGUACAAAGUCACCAUCAAGUGAGUGGUGCCCUGCGGUCCACAAGUGCAAGUGCAGUAAACAAUAACAGUGUGACUUAUAGCACCCGCGCUUUGGCGUACAUGCCACAACCCGUGCAUUCGGCCGCAAGUUAUAAUAAUACUACAACUAAUAAUAAUAAUAAUAAUAACAACAACAAUUCGGAUAGUUCCAGUUCCAGUUCGUCUAGUUUGCCGAGUAUAAAACAAGAGCCUACGGAUCCCCAGAUUUCGUUAAAUAAUCCAUACAAAGCAACGUGUUCGUAUUAG
Pediculus humanus corporis (human body louse) is the source of this 663-nucleotide messenger RNA. RefSeq names its product mitochondrial ribosomal protein VAR1, putative. NCBI's taxonomy places the organism in Eukaryota, Metazoa, Arthropoda, Insecta, Psocodea, Pediculidae. The coding region runs from base 1 to 663 and encodes 220 amino acids. The record is from RefSeq and is a predicted model, not a curated record. The transcript has 2 exons.